This is a messenger RNA of Saprolegnia diclina VS20, 2003 nucleotides long. RefSeq lists its product as hypothetical. The transcript has 8 exons. The record is from RefSeq and is a predicted model, not a curated record. NCBI's taxonomy places the organism in Eukaryota, Oomycota, Saprolegniomycetes, Saprolegniales, Saprolegniaceae. Bases 42 to 1847 code for a protein of 601 amino acids.
AUCCAAGAGACAGUCGGUUCCAGGUCCUGCGGUCGCUGGUCAUGGCCACGAUCGACGCGGUCUUCUUCCGGACCACAUGCACCAAGCCCGACGUCUUCAACACAGCCUACGUCCGGUGCCACCAGAACCAAGGCCUCAAGGUCAUCCGCUGCUUUCCGCAUUGCGACCCGAGCUGCUGCCAGCACACGUACUACCGCGGUUGCGGCACGUCCGUGAGCGUCCGCGUCCUCUCGCCGCUCCAGGCCAAGAGUACCGUGGCCUACGCACGCUUCCAGACUGCAAGCGCACCGACCUUUGCCGCCGGCGACUCUGUCCAGCGCGCCGAGAUGGCGGCCGAUUUGCGGUCACGAGCCAACCUCACGGGCAAGUGGCUUGAAGGCGCGCCUGAAAUCAUGGAUAACAGCCAGCUGUGCUUUCACUUCAACGAGAAGCGCAGCGAAGGCUGGCACUACGACUGGCACGGCGGCUCGAGCACCAAGAAGCGCUCCGAGUUGCACCACUUGGUCGUAUACCUGUUUCGAUGCGAAGACGCGGGUACGCUCGUUGUGCUGCGUGUUCUGACAUCGCCGCCGUUCACGCUUUCUUCGUACCGCCGGGCGAAAAGCCAAGCAAAGAUCAAGGGACCGACAGUCGCCGUGCGCGGGCGGGCACGGGCGGCGCCGCAGCCGUUCGCCUCGACGCCGCUGCCCGUGGAGCUCGUCGUACUCCCGCAGUCGUCGACACAAGAGACGGCACUGCGUCUCCUUCGGCUCUUUACCUUUUGCGACUCGAUCACGAUCGACGUUCUCGCCGACGCGUGGGAGGUCACGGAAGCCACGAUCUUGAGCCAGUUGCACGAGCGCAUUCAUGGGCAUCUGCGCGGGCCGUCGCCGCCGAUCGUGCCGCUGCAGGGUGUCCGAGCACAGCACCCACCGCCGCCGGCGCUUGUCACCGUCGCCUUGCACGUGAUUGCGUGGUGGUUCCACCCAUCGACGCUGACGUGGGUCGAGGCCUUCUGCGCCCGGCACCACGCGGCCGUCGUCGACAACGUCGCGCUGCACGAGGUCUACAACAUGGCCGUCGACACCCUCUCGGCGACGAUCGACUCGCUCCUGAGCAACUUGGACGAGAGCUUGGCGAGCGUCGCCCAGCAGCUGCCGCCGGCGCAUUCGUCGUCCAGUCACGCGGUCGGCUACACGACGCUCGUCAAGGUCAUGCGCGAGUCUUACAUGACGCAAGGGUUUGUGGCGCCGAUGCUCACGUCGCACGGCUUCAACGGCGUCUGGGUCUGGCACGAGGCGACGCCCGACGUUCGGCGCUGGGCCCCGGCGGCCCCGCCGCGCCUCCUCGACGUGCACAAGGUGCUCUCGAUGGUGUACGGUCUCGGCCUCUGCGUCGACGACCGCAGCCUGCAUGUGCGAAGUCACGUGACCUUGUGGCCGGCUGUUUGGACGCGCUUCGAGCUCGACCAGCGCCCGCACGUCUUCCAAGCCUUCCCGAAUGGCGAGUCGACCUUGCUCAACGAAGCCAGCAUGCUCCAUGGUGACUACGUCGCGUGGGCGUCCCAACCCGCCGCAUUGGCCUCGGACGACGGCAACGACGACGAUGAGCUGCAUCUCCAUCUGUACAGCUGGCCCGGCACCGCAUCGGCCUCCCCGCACUGCUACAUUGUCCGGCUCGACCUGCGCCUCCACUCGCCAGAUCGGCUCGAUGUCUGCGCGGUCGUCGAUGUCGUCCCGGCGCCGUCGAUCGACUUUUUCGGCUCGACGGCCGACGUGCGCAUCGAGUGUCUCGAGCGCAUGCCCCGCUCCCGCGUCUUGCUCCACGCCAACGUCGUCUACCUCCGCCACCACGUCGACGACGAAUGAAACGCGAUUGUUGUUCCGACACUAUGACGAGUAUCUAUGACGUUCGCUGAACGGUCCACCGAGAUCUGAGUCGGAGCAAACCGCCAAAGAGUUUAUGCAGGCCAACUCUACGAGGUACACGGCGCGUGGAGGUCCCUACGCUGUAAUGGAGCCAGG